Messenger RNA from Leptopilina boulardi, 2013 nucleotides. Its product is annotated as ATP-binding cassette sub-family G member 5. Gene Ontology annotation, molecular function: ABC-type transporter activity; ATP hydrolysis activity; ATP binding. Gene Ontology annotation, cellular component: plasma membrane. The coding region runs from base 1 to 1863 and encodes 620 amino acids. The transcript is spliced from 5 exons. The record is from RefSeq and is a predicted model, not a curated record. NCBI's taxonomy places the organism in Eukaryota, Metazoa, Arthropoda, Insecta, Hymenoptera, Figitidae.
AUGCAAUCUUCAGACUGUGUUCUUGAAAUUUCCAAUGUUUUCUAUUCCACCUCAAUGUUUCCUGAAAGAAAUAGUUUUGGUAAAUAUGAACCCACAGCAAUUCUAAGAGAUGUGUCAGCAAGAGUUCAUGGAGGCGAAAUUCUUGCAAUUUUGGGCUCAAAAGGCUCGGGAAAACGUGCACUUUUAGACGUGAUUGCAGGAAGAGCGGAUGGAAAAACAAGAGGACGAAUAUCAUUGUGUGGUAAUUUACUGACAAAAAAAAUAUUUAAAAAACAUGGAGGAUACGUUACUCAUCAAUGUCAUCUUCUUCCAAGUCUCACAGUUCAUCAAACAUUAAAUUAUGCCGUUUGGUUGGCAAAUUUAAAAAAUCGAAGAGCAAGAGUUAGGCAAAUUAUCGCUGAUCUUGCCCUGUCACAAGUUGCAAAAAGAUCAGUAAGUGAUCUCACUGGACCAGAAUAUAGAAGACUCAUGCUCGGUGUACAAAUUGCCAAAGAUCCAAUUUUACUUUUAUUAGAUGAACCAACAUGGGAUACUGAUCCUUUAAAUACUUAUUUAAUUGUUUCAAUGCUAUGGUCCUAUGUAACAAGAAGAGGAUCAAUUGUUGUUUUAACAAUGGAAACACCACGUUCCGAUGUUCUUCCAUUUGUAAGCCAAGUGACACUUCUUUGUUUAGGAACUGUCGUUUAUUCGGGACCAACAAGAAGUAUGCUUGAUUAUUUCACUCACAUUGGUUUUCCAUGUCCUGAAUUGGAAAAUCCAUUAAUGUAUUAUUUGUGUUUAUCGACAGUUGAUCGGCGAUCGAGGGAAAAAUUUCUAGAAUCAAAUAGACAAAUUUCAAUUCUUGUUGAUAAAUUUAAAACUGAAGGUGUUGUUUAUAUGAAAGAUGCAAUUACCAUUAAAGAAUCACGUUUGGGAAUAAUGAAUAAAAAUAUGCGUUUAGGAAUUAAGCCAGGAAAAUUUUCAACAGUAACUGCAUUAUAUGUAAGAUACAUGGCUGCCACAUUUGCCUUUAAUAAAUCCGGUUUAGGUCAUUUUGCAGCAAGAAUUAUGCUUCUACCAUUUUCCACUGCUUUGCUCAGUAUUUUAUAUUCUAAUUCAAGUCCAUAUCAAUCGAGAAUAUUUAUUCAAACCAGUGGAUUAAUUUUCAACAUUUUGACACUGUUUUAUAUAUCAGGAAUAACAAUAACUGCUCUUCUUUUUCCAAGUUUUCGUAUGAGGUACUAUCAAGAAAAACGUGAAGGUCUCUAUGGAGGAACAAUUUUUUUCAUCUCCUACACACUAUUGAGUUUACCGCUUAGUUUAAUUUCAACAAUAAUCACAAUUGGAAUUCUCGUACCACUUUUGAAUCUCAAUUUUUGGUCUUGGUUUUAUAUUUCAUUUACCCUAUGGUCAAGUUAUUUGGCAGCCGAACAAUUGUCUAUUGCUUUAUUAAUUAUUAUUGAAUGUCCCUUCACAGGUGCAAUAACUGCACUUUGUGUAAUUCUUGCCUCACUUUUAAUUGCAUCGGGUACAAUGAGAAGUUUUAAAAAUUUACCUGAAUGGAUUGUUGCAUUCUCCAAUGGGCUACCAACACGUUAUGCUUCAUUGGUAUUAAAUAAAAUAGCAUUAGAUAAUUUUGAAUUUGAAAAUUUGCCCUAUAAUGAAACAAAAAAUUGUCCCGAUAUCGAUAAAGAUAGCUGUCGAUAUCCCAAUGGAAAACAAUAUUUAAUUGAACGUUUCACAAGAGAUGGUGAAAUAAAUGUUUUUAAUUUGCAAUUAAAUUUUUUACUAUCUUUAGCAUUUUCAUUGGGAUUGAUUAUUUUCAACAGUAUUUUGUAUUCUUUAACGUUGCCCGGACGACUAAAAAGAAAAUUUAGAGAUUAAAAUUUAGAAAACUGAUAAUUCUAUAAAAAAUACUUACUUUUUUCCUGCAUUUUUUUUUAAUAUGAAUCUGGUAGUGUAUAGUAAUUAUAAAAAGUGAUAAACAUUUUUUUUUAUGUAAAUAUUACGGAUAAUGUAAUUUUGAACGGUGGU